AUGAAGGUGACGUAUUCCUGGAUAAUAUACUCAUGUUUAUCUUUCGGAUCAGGCAUUUUGUGUGACAGAAAAGAUGAUGAUUCUUGCUCAAUAAACGAAGAAGAUAAGUUUUAUUGUUCAAAUGGACUGUGUAUCAAAUCGUCGUGGGUUUGUGAUGGUCAUAAGGAUUGUUCAGAUGGUUCAGACGAGAACAAAGAGUUGUGUGCUCUAUACGGAUAUGCACCAAAUAUGCCAAUGAAUUGCGGUAGAGUUAAUAUUAAAAACCAAGUUACACUCAAAAAAGACAUAGCAAAUAUUGGAACAGCACCUUGGAAUGUUGGAAUAUAUCGAUUAAAUAAAGAAAAUUCCAAUUACGAAUUGAUUUGUGGAGGAUCAAUAAUCUCUCCAAAUUUAGUCGUUUCUGUGGCUCAUUGUUUUUGGCAAGAAGGUAUGUUAUCUAAGAAAAUAUCAAUAAACGAUGGUUUAUACAAAAUUUCUGUUGGAAAAUAUGAGAGAAAUUUUACAGUUAUUGGAAAUGACUUAACUCAAAUAAUGAAUGUGUCUAUGAUCCACCUGAAACGAGGUUAUAAUGGACCUACUGGGUUUCAUGCUGAAGAUAUAGCUAUUAUUGUGUUACAAGACAGAGUUUCUUUUAGUAAUGGUGUUUCACCGGUUUGUGUUGAUUGGAAUGGUGAAUACAAUAUAGUCAAUGGAGAUGAAGGAAAGAUGGUUAGUUGGGGAAACAUGGAAAAAAAUAUAUCAAAUCCUGAUUUAUUUGAAAUAUCUUUAACCUUCAUUGACCAUGAAACUUGUCAAAAAAUUUAUAGAAAUGGAUUUGAAACAUUUGUGACUGCUGAUAAGUUUUGUGCUGGUUCUAAAUUGGUUUCAGGACAAGGAGUAGGAAAAUGGUUUUCAUUCAAAGAUACAUUGUGUUUAGAAAUGUGCCCACCUCUAAAAUCAGAUAGUUUGGAUAUUAAAUGUAGUCAUAAUGGAGUGUAUGCUAAUUGUUCAAAUUCAUUGAUACCCAAUACAACAGCAACAAUAUCAUGUAAACCAUUAUAUACAGCACCAAAUGGACAAGAUGAGAAUCCGCUUGAAUUACUUUGUCAGCCUAAUGGGACGUGGAAUAAACAACUAUAUAGAUGCGAUCCUACAUACUGCGGUAGACUAUAUAUCAAAAACCAAAUACUGAUUAACAAUGGUUAUGAAGCAAAUAUUGGAACAGCACCUUGGAAUGUUGGAAUAUAUCGCAAUAAUGGUUUGAUUUGUGGAGGAUCAAUAAUAUCUCAAAAUUUAGUCGUUACUGCGGCUCAUUGUUUUUGGAAAAAAGGUAUUUUAUCUAAAAACAUAUCAAUAAAAGACGGUCUAUACAAAAUUGCUGUUGGAAAAUAUGCUAGAGAUUUUACAGUUAUUGACAAUGAUUUUACUAAAAUAAUUAAUGUGGAAAUGAUUCACCUAAAUGAUGGUUAUUAUGGACCUUCUGGGUUUCAUGCUGCAGAUAUAGCUAUUAUUGUGUCAAAAGACAGAGUUUCCUUUAGUAAUGGUGUUGCACCUGUUUGUAUCGAUUGGUAUGGUAAAUACAAUAUAGCCAAUGGAGAUCGAGGAAAGAUCGUCGGUUGGGGAAAAACUGAAGAAGGCAUUUUUAGUCCGGUUUUAUUAGAAGAAUCAUUAUCAUAUAUCGACCAUAGAUCUUGUCGGGAUAUGUAUACAAACGGAUUUGAAAAUUUUAUUACUAUUGAUAAAUUUUGUGCUGGUUCUGCAUUGGGUAAUAAAAUAUCUAAACAUUAA
Molecule: messenger RNA, 1767 nt
Organism: Macrosiphum euphorbiae (potato aphid)
Lineage: Eukaryota; Metazoa; Arthropoda; Insecta; Hemiptera; Aphididae
Source: the annotation of a GenBank genome assembly